GCCGCAGGAGCGAUCGAUGGGGGCGGACCUCAGCUGGAUCUGGCCCCGAACACCAAGCAUCGCCGUUUCGGUGCCAGUGCCCGAGCGUCCCGCAGUGUAAGGAGGCGUCGGUGGUUCCGUCUACGAGGACAACUUUGAAACGAAGACAGUUCAGAUCUUAUUCUACCCGGAGGUUUGCCGAAAGCUAAAACCAGAAACCUAAGACGGAGUCCUAAAAGCGCCCGUUCUUUGUGUCUCACGUGUGCUUUUUAAAAGCUGAAUUUAAGCAACAUUAAUGUUAAAGAGCGUAAGAGUGUCAGCUGUACCGAAGGACUCCUGCGACCACCGAACAUGGCUUAGCGGGAGCAUGAGAGGCGACUGACAUCCUCUAUAGGCGAACUUCACCAUCUUUAGAAGCGUCCUUCCCUCACGCAGAGCAUGGCACUCCCGACAGAGGACACUCGGAGGGCGGCAUCGGGCACCAAGGCACGACACGCGGCUGUCAGUUUUACAACCACCAGAGAGAAGAUCCUGUAGUUUUUAAUUAACAAAAAAAAGAGAUAUAUAUAUAUACAUACACGUACAUAUUAUAAUAAAUAAAAAACUGCACCGGACGCUCAUAUAAAUCUCCAGUCAUGGGGAUACAACACCUCGUGCUCCUUUUAAUAUAUCUGGAUCCAUUGAAUGUGUUGUGCGCUGCUAUGAACAAGAAAAACAAGGGGCCCCCGAAGCGAACUCAGAAGGUGAAAGAGGUGAACAGCACCGCUGUGCCCACGAUGGGCAGCCGGAGGGUGACGCAGGUGCAGCCGCCGGCCACCGGCGGCCACGACACUUGCCAGGGCUACUACGACGUGAGCGGACAGUACGACAAGGAGUUCGAGUGUAACAACACGGACCACCGCUACUGCUGCGGCAGCUGUUUCCUUCGCUUCUGUUGUCAAUUUAAAGGGAAACGUUUAGAUCAAAAGUCCUGCACGAAUUACAAUACGCCGGAUUGGAUCAAAACCCAGCCCCCUUCGCCUGUACCGACGGGUGAAACCUACGAUCCGAAUCUGGAUCGGACGAACACAACGGUCUAUAUCACCUGCGGUGUAAUAGCCUUUAUUAUAAUCCUCGGAGUUUCAGCGAAAGUUGCGUAUGACAAAGCAACCAAACCCCCUCAGGAAAUGAACGUCCACAGAGCCCUUGCAGAUAUUUUGAGGCAACAGGGACCUGUUCCCAUAUCUCAGUACGAUCAUGAAAACAUCGCAACAAUGAAUGGUUCACCCAAAGAAAACACACCUGUCCGGACCUCCAAGAACCAUUACACCCCUGUACACGCUGUGAAAUCCAACCAUGGCUAUUUCCCCCUCUUGUCCCAAGGGCAUUAUGGAAAAGAAAACUUCCGCAGUGGAGGCCAAGAUCUGCAUAACUUCAUCUCCUCCGGGUUCGUGACUUUGGCACGGCCGCCUCUGAAAGCACAGCUUUCCGUCGACGGGAUUGGUCAGCUAGGCUGGCCGGGAGACCUGGACAUCCCUCUGGCAUACAGUAACCAGCAACACAAUUACAGCCACCUGGAUCUUACUGCUCUUACGCCUAAAAUCGAGAAACCACGGCUGAACAGGAUUCUUACCUCGCAGACCGAGCCCUACGACCUCUCCUUCUCGCGCUCCUUCCAAAACCUCGCCCAUUCUCCUCCCUCCUACGAGAUUCCGAUAAAAUCCGACUUAAGUGACAAGGACUUGGAUGACUACUAUCCCCGGAAGCACCAUUUACCGGAACUGCCACCACGGGCAAUGCUGCCUCUGCACAUGGACCAGCAGGUGCCCCCCCCGAGGCAGCGGCCACGCCGGGUGCAGCGCGCCAUGUCCCAGGACCACGUGCUGUCGCCCGAGAGGGCGCCCCCACGCGACUAUGGCCUCCCGACUUUCACCCUCUCCCCUUACCACGGCCGCAUCCUGUCAGAGGAGCAGCUACUGUCGGCUGAGCGUCUCCAAUCCCAGGAUCCCCUGCUCUCCCCUGAGAAGAUGCUGACUCUGCGUCGCCACGGUCACCGGGACAAGGUGAUGUCCCGCGCCAUGUCCCACGCCGACAUGCUCAUGCCCACCACGCCCGUCAUGGACCGGCACGUGAAAAAGAUACAUUUAGAACCCAGUCCCUCCGUCGAUGCGUACAACACCCUAACGGUGAACCAGUGCACCUCCAAGAGGCAGGCCUUCGCUUCGCGACGGACGCACACGGUGGAUCACCUGCAAUACAUCCCCGGCCACCAUCACCACUACCAACGCACCGCCAGCAAGACGGAGGUGACCGUUUGAGAGGACGGAGGUGGGGGCAGGGGGUGGAGGGCGUCUGUGAGGAGCACAGUUGCCAGGAGUAGCACGCUGGUGCGUCUCUUGAGUGCCACAAUCCCAUUGGCCAAGUAUGUCUCACACUUCCAAAGGUCAGACACGUUAAAACUAACCGACAAUAAAAUGCAUUUUCAGCACCAGCUUUCCGGUUUAUCGCACGAAUGAAAUAUGAAAUAAAGUAGCUGUUCUUUUGACGAAGGCUGCACCCUACACACUUAGGGUAUCUUACAAGGGCUUUAGAAGGCUGGCACGGGAAGAAUGGUACAGCUCGUCUCUGUGGUUUACAGUGUGAGGAGUGAUAUCAUACCGACGCAGAACUAGCACCAAACGUAUUAAACUACAAACAGGUGCAUUUCACAUACCUCCCGUCCGCGUCUAAACAAACGAAAGCGGCGUUAACGUUUCGACACGUGCCUCGACACACUCCAUUUAAAUAGCAGAACAGAUCAGCGGGUUAAAAAGCACAACCUACUGAACUUUUUUAAAAUAAAUAAACUAUUCUUUCAAUUACUUUUCUCUCUCAGUAUUGGCCAGCACAUAUCCGCUAAUAAUUAGACAAUUAUGAAAUAAUUUCCUUCAGGCAGACGAUUGUAAAUAGGCUAUAUUAGCAGAUGGUAUGAGGGGUUUGGGAUGAGGGGGUCACUUAUGAAAUGAGUUCUUCGCAGAUACUGACUGCAGUUUCCUACGCAACACAAAACUUCAUAAGAGGAUAGUGGCGUGUGUGUGGUGUGCGUGUCACAUCUGAAAUGUUAGAGGAGACGGAUGAACUGAGCCAACAUCAAAGUACACCGUAGCGCAACAUCAUAACACCACUGCUAACAAUUUUUUUUCACAUUGUAACCAUGCAUCUCUUGUAUGAAACACUGUAAUGUGUGUGCUUGGUUGGGACCACUGCGUUCAUUUGUACAUUUUGAUAAGUCUGGUGUAUAUAAACUUAAAAUCGAACUCGAAACGGAAUAAUUGCUGUCGUGAAAUGGUCACAUUUGUCGAAACCGUCCUGUGUAACGAUCGAAGAAAAUGUCAACUCAAUUAGCGUAGUGAAGAGAAGAUUUAAACUGUGAGUAGUGUGUUCCGAUGUUUUCAUUACGAAGCAAUGCCUUAUCUCGUGGGAUCUCAUAAGCCAGUGGAUUUUUUAGUCACGUGUUUCGUCCUUUCACACUUUCAUCGUUAAUUCCGUAGACUUGCUUCUCAUCUUUAUUUUCUAGCUUUCAGAAAUUAUGUAAAGUUGUACCAGCAACAUUUAGACAAAAUAAGCGAUAUACCUCAGACUUUUUGGAAACGACUGAUGUUAAGAUGGUUUACGUUACGUGAAGUUGUGGGAGGGGUGUUUUAAACCCUUUAAUAUUUCUACGUUUUUUUUUAAUGUGGAAUCAUCCAAAAUUGAGUUUGGCAUGCGUGGCCAAAAUUACAACGCAAUCUAAUAUUUUUCAGAAAAGAACAGUUCUUAUCGUCAGUAAAGAAGAGAUUACUUUCUAUAACGGUAAACGUUUUGGAAACAUGUUAAUAAACACUUGAAAUUAUGAUCGUUAAAUAUUCCCACAUAUUUCUGAGCCAUUAUGAAUUGUUAUGUAUGCAUCUGCAUUUGCAGACAUGCAAAUACACUGCAACAGUGACGUAAACCCAGUUAAGCCCGUGAGUCUCAUAGCUGGUCGGGUGCUUCCUGCCUGGAAUCGGUACGUCCCGAUACCCCGAGGAGACAUUCAUAUUCAGAUCGGGGCCAGGAAUCCGUAACUGUCAGCAAGAACUGAUGACUUACGCAAAAGAGACGGAGGGAAAGACUGUGAAUGUGUUAGGGCGAUAAUGAGCGUCACUGGGCAGCGCGGCACACCGCUUCGAGGAAAAGGCUGGUGCGAUUUUGUGGCGUCAUGAACUCUCUGCUCCUCGCGCUUAGUGUGCUACUAGUGAUCAUUUUAGAUCCACACUUCUAAAGGGAUUUGCUUUGUAGUUUUUUUUUCACUUAUUAGAACUUCUGUAGGAAGCACUCACUUGCAUAAAAAAAACUUAAUAGUACUGUAACAAUUUUCCUUUGAGGACAAUGCCUCCAUUAUGGGGUAACGUGGUAUGUUUGUGUUUAGGUCCACUUACAGACUCUGUGUUUAUAGUAGUACUGAUGACGAAAUAUCUUUGUAUCUGUGACUUUGCACAAAUAUGGGUUAUUCAUUGAACGAACUUCUACACGAGCUGCAAAUGACUGUUUUUUGCGAUGUUCUUGCUCUGAUUUACUCAUAAAAGUGCGUUCUGUAUAUACCGUAUAAAACCAUAACCAAUUUAGUAAUCAGCCUAAAGAACAACUUUUUUCCCCAAUUCUAUAAUUUAUUUAUGAAUCAGAAAUAAAGGAAAACAAGCUAUUUCUGAAGUGAAUUGUUAACUACCUGCAAAAAAAGAUUAAAUAAACAUGGACAAACUGCAGAACAGUUUUACAAAAGUGUGUCGACCCUAAAAUGCGCUGCCUUUCCAUCUCCUGCGGAAGAAAACGUUGAUCGGCGGGGUUCAUCUGGAACAGACGAACACAUCAUGGUAACUAAAUCCCUUGGAACUAAUGAGCGAUCGCGAAAUUCGACUGCAUUUGACGGCUCGCAGACGGCGGAACACGGCGCUGCUGGACUGGAGCUUCAUAGUCCGGAGUCACACCCGGCUCCGGAACAAAUGUGGAGACCAACGUACUUAAGCAGGAUCUUUUAAUAUUGGAUAUUGGGAUGAAACUUAAAUGAAACAUCAUUCUAUAUCUACCAAAAUGUUAGAAUAACAAUAUUAACUGUUUCACCAGGUAAUUAUGAUGUCAGAUAUUGAAAUAAUUAUGUCAUAUAAUCCAAUAGUCUUUUGAAGACUUGAUGUCGUUUUUUGAAAA
This is a messenger RNA of Brienomyrus brachyistius, 5157 nucleotides long. RefSeq names its product protein shisa-6 (gene shisa6a). Gene Ontology annotation, biological process: regulation of AMPA receptor activity; regulation of short-term neuronal synaptic plasticity. Gene Ontology annotation, cellular component: postsynaptic density; postsynaptic membrane; dendritic spine membrane. The record is from RefSeq and is a predicted model, not a curated record. Lineage: Eukaryota; Metazoa; Chordata; Actinopteri; Osteoglossiformes; Mormyridae. Bases 615 to 2276 code for a protein of 553 amino acids. The transcript has 8 exons.